GAAAGAAUUUGUAUUUGAGUAAGUUUAAGAUUUUUCAGGUGGCCCUCAUAGGCCAAGUGGCAGUAACUUCUUUGCAGCUGGCCCUCAAGUUUGGCUUCUGAGGGGCUUAAUGUGGAGCAAGAUAACAGCUGUCUGCCACCUGGAUCUUUCUAACAAGCUUUGUGCAGAGCUUCCCUUUCUAAUCAUAGUACACAUUUCAGUCUGACAAAUCUGAAUGCUGUCCUCCUUGCCUCUGCAGCUGCUGAAGAGUCUGAAGAGGCUGUCUGAGCUGCCCAUCACAGUUGACAUUCUUGUGGUAAGAGCUGUGAAAUCUCUUGUGCUUUCAUCCUGUCUGUCAAGCUACACAAUCUGUCUGCUAGAAAAAUGCUGCUUUCUGAGCAGGAUAUGCUGUCUAAACCACCUGCUCCAAUGUGAAGUCAUAGACAUGGCUGGGAUGAGAUUCUAGAAUUCCCAGUUACAGACAGUAUCUCAGCCCUUCCUCCGCUUCAGUAUGAAGCAGUGCAGGACAGGUGGUGGUGCUCAGCUCUUCCAAAGAUUAAUGCUUGGUCAGGAUUUGCGAGUCAGAACAGUUCCUAAAUGGUGACCGAAGCAGCAUCGCAUUAGAGGAGCUGCAAAUCUUUGAAACUAUUAUGACCAACUUCUGUCUUCGAGUAGUUAUGGAGACAGGUGUUGGAAAGACGGUGAACAGCUUACGGAAGCAUGAGCUGGUGGGAGACUUUGCCAAGAACCUUGUUGCCAGGUGGAAGAAGCUGGUGCCGGUCUCCCAGGAGGCAGAUAGAAAUAAUCUUGAUUCUGAAGACUGUGACUAUGAGAGGAGCAGCUCAAGGAAAAGACAAGCACCUUCUCCCCAGGAGGAUGAGGAACAUGACCAGGACUACUCAGAGCCUUUCCAGCCUUCCUGCAGCCAGCUCUACAGCCCAGAUCAUAGAGAAAAGAAAUCCAAAAGGUAUUUAGGGCCUGAGAAAUCUCAUGAGGCUUAUGGCUGUAGCAGCCAAGAGGAUAAGAGAUGGGACAGAUCUUCCCCAGUGCUCUCUUCAGAUCAGGAGUACUCAGACUAUGGACAAGCUGUGUCACCUGAGCCAAGUGAGAGCCCUCAGGAUACGUACACAGACCCUUAUGCCUCUGAUGAGCAGGAAGAACCAACAGUGUUUCAUCCCAGUAAAGUCAGUAAGGGCCAUGGCUUUCAGGAGAAGCUGGGGGAAAGCUGGGAGAGGAACCCUGGUGAUCUCCAUGACAAAGGGAAUGCGAGUGGAAGCAAAGAGCACAAGUCUUCUCACAAGGAGAAGCAGCGACUUGAUGGCCGAGGGGAGAACAAAACCUCUGCCUUCAGCCCAGAAAAAUUGCACAAGACCUCUUUUAAAGAGCAUCUCCGAGAAAGCCCUGUGGUAGGUGGCAGCAAGGAAAAGCACAGGAUAUCAGAUGGCACUAAGAAGGAGAAAAACCGAGAAAAUAGCUCUUCCAGAAAAGAGAAACUGCACGUGCAGCCACGCUUGGAAGAGUCUGUGGACAACCACACUAAGAAGAGAAAACAUCAGAACUCUGAAAAAAGCAAACUGGGGAAGUCCAAGCCAAGCCUGGAGACUUCUAACACAGAGCGGGAGAAACAGAAAGGUGAGAAUGACUCCUCAAAUAGGAUUAAGGAAAAGGGGACUUCUGGGAGCUUAAAAACGUCUGAGGGGAAGCACAAAGCCUCUGAGUUGGACAAAAAGUCUACUGACUUAUCCUCGAGUUUUGGGGACGGGGAAGUGGAGGAUGAGUUUGAACAGCCUACUAUGUCUUUUGAGUCAUACCUCAGCUAUGACCAGCCCCAGAAAAAGAAAAAGAAAGUGGCCAAACCCUCUGUGUCAGCUGGGGAGAAAGAUAAAGGGCACAGCAAACAGAAUGGAUCCAAAGCCAGUACCAAGAGCUCCAGCUCGAGUCGCAAGAGCCCAAGUCAUAAGCGGACAAAUGAGAAAAAAGCAGAGAAGAAACAAGCAGAGCCUCCUAAACCAAACAGGAUGCUGAUAGAUGUGGUGCCAACCUUACCAGAUAUCCCACUGCCCCCAAUCCAGGCCAACUACCGCCCUCUUCCCUCCAUUGAGUCCAUUACCUGCUCCCAGACAAAAAGGAAAGCAGUUUCCUCACCAGUUGAAGAGAGCGAGGCAGGAUUUAUAGGUCGCCGGUUGAAUUCGAAGAUGCAAGUGUAUUCAGGCUCUAAAACUGCCUACCUCCCAAAGAUGAUGACUUUGCAUGAGCAGUGUAUCAGAGUCCUUAGUAACAACAUUGACUCUAUCUAUGAAGUGGGUGGUGUCCCUUUCUCAGUGCUGGAGCCAGUGUUGGAGAAAUGCACCCCAGAGCAGCUGUACCGCAUUGAGGAGUGUAAUCAUGUCCUAAUUGAAGAAACAGAUCAACUAUGGCAUAAUCACUGUCUUAGAGACUUCAAGAAUGAGAAGCCAGAAGAAUUUGAGUCCUGGCGGGAGAUGUACCUCCGACUUCAUGAUGCUCGAGAGCAGCGGCUGCUCAUGCUGGCACGGAACAUAGGCUCAGCUCAUGCUAACAAACCUAAAGGUAGAGUGGCCAAAAUGGCCUUUGUGAACUCUACAGUGAAGCCCCCUCGGGAUGUACGGAGAAGACAAGAAAAGUUUGGAACUGGAGGUGCUCUUGUGCCAGAGAGAGCCAAAAUAAAACCAGUCCUCUACACAUCUGGCAAAAGCCAUGCUCGCGUGAGCGAGGAGCGGUCCUAUGAUGGGCCCAGCACCAGCAGUGCCCAUUCUGUCCCAUCAUCAGGUAGCACCUUCUCAUCCUAUGACCCUAGGAAGCCACCAGUGAAGAAAAUUGCACCCAUGAUGGCAAAGACUAUCAAAGCUUUCAAAAACAGGUUCUCUAGGAGAUAGGUUGGAAGCACAGAGCUGGGAUUUUUCUCUCUCAUGGGGGAGUGGCACUGAUGGGGGAGAAGGUACCAAAACAGCCCAAGUCCUUUGAACUCUGUGGAGGCUGCAGCUGCUGGGAGAGACUUUGAUCUGCACAAAAUGACAGCACAGUAUUUUAUCUUUUAUUCUCAUCCCUUCUCCCUAACCUCCUGUUUCUGGCCUUGUCUUCUCUCUAAAGAAAGAUGUACAGGAUCUCCAGAUGUGAGAAAAUGUGAAGUCUUGGCACCUGCUGAGAGUAGAAAAUCCAGAGACUAUUUACUAUUUAACCUCUUAAUAAAUUAUGAAAUGGUUUUAAUUAA
Phasianus colchicus (ring-necked pheasant) is the source of this 3208-nucleotide messenger RNA. It is a transcript of the gene ELOA, whose product is annotated as elongin A. Gene Ontology annotation, molecular function: protein binding. Gene Ontology annotation, biological process: transcription elongation by RNA polymerase II. Gene Ontology annotation, cellular component: elongin complex; nucleus. The record is from RefSeq and is a predicted model, not a curated record. Lineage: Eukaryota; Metazoa; Chordata; Aves; Galliformes; Phasianidae.